CAAAAGGGACCCAGGCAGAGGGAAGAGCAGGGAUAAAAUGGCGGAGUUGCCAGCCAUAGAAUUAACUGACUUGGCCCAGGCCAAUGGCAGGUUCACCAUUAGCACCCUGAUCAGCACCGAGGACAGCAGCAAACCUCACUAUGGACAGCCUGACGCUGCCGCCUGUGAGGCUACCCAUCCCGGCCACCUCACCCACAGCAGCACUUUCUACCUGAGGACCUUUGGCUACAACACCGUGGAUGUUGUGCCGACUUAUGAACAUUACGCCAACACGAAGGUGGCAGGUGAAACCAAUAAAGUUAGGCCCACGCUGGCAGAUCUACAUUCUUUCUUGAAGUCGGACAAUAGCCGUCUCCACAACCCAGUGUACGAACCCCAGAGAAGUAACGGCCUGAGUGACGAAACGACUGAGGAAGAUGGUGGUGAGGGUGGGGAAAAGCCUCCAGGUGAGCCGGUCCGAUUUGGAUGGGUGAAAGGAGUGAUGAUCCGAUGCAUGCUGAACAUCUGGGGUGUGAUUCUCUAUUUGCGAUUGCCCUGGAUCACUGCACAGGCAGGAAUUGCACUCACAUGGCUGAUUAUCUUCAUGUCUGUGACGGUGACGAGCAUCACAGGCUUGUCCAUCUCUGCCAUCUCCACCAACGGCAAAGUGAAAUCAGGUGGCACCUAUUUCCUUAUCUCAAGAAGCCUCGGUCCAGAGCUGGGUGGUUCCAUCGGUCUCAUAUUUGCCUUUGCGAAUGCCGUGGCAGUGGCCAUGCACACGGUGGGCUUUGCGGAAACUGUGCGCGAUCUGCUCCAGGAACAUAACUCGCCCAUUGUAGACCCCACAAAUGACAUCCGCAUCAUCGGGGUCAUCACAGUGACAGUGCUACUUGGGAUUUCCUUGGCCGGAAUGGAGUGGGAAGCAAAGGCACAGGUGCUGUUCUUCAUAGUCAUCAUGAUUUCCCUUGUAAAUUACAUAGUGGGGACGGUGAUUCCAGCCUCCGAGGAGAAGCAGGCAAAAGGAUUCUUCAGUUACCGAGCUGAUAUUUUUGCUCAGAACUUUGUGCCAAAUUGGCGCGGACCAGAUGGCACCUUCUUUGGUUUGUUUUCCAUUUUCUUUCCAUCGGCGACUGGCAUCUUGGCUGGAGCCAACAUUUCAGGUGAUUUGAAGGAUCCAGCCAUAGCCAUUCCCAAAGGCACGCUGAUGGCUAUAUUCUGGACUACAAUAUCCUAUCUGGCUAUUUCUGCUACAAUUGGUGCCUGUGUGGUACGUGAUGCCUCUGGGAGCCUGAAUGACUCCAUCCCUGUUGGCUCUCCGGGCUGCGAAGGACUUGCUUGUGACUACGGGUGGAACUUCACGGACUGUGCUCAGAAACAGAGCUGUCACUAUGGACUCAGCAAUUAUUACCAGAGUAUGAGCAUGGUAUCUGGAUUUGCCCCCCUGAUCACGGCUGGAAUCUUCGGGGCCACCCUCUCUUCUGCUUUGGCCUGCCUGGUCUCAGCACCUAAAGUCUUCCAGUGCCUGUGCAAGGACCAGCUCUACCCUCUGAUCGGCUUCUUUGGGAAGGGCUAUGGAAAAAACGAGGAGCCCAUCAGGGGUUACAUGCUGACCUACAUCAUAGCAGUGGGGUUCAUUCUUAUCGCUGAAUUGAACACUAUUGCCCCAAUCAUCUCCAACUUCUUCCUGUGCUCGUACGCACUCAUCAAUUUCAGCUGUUUCCACGCCUCCAUCACCAACUCGCCGGGAUGGAGACCAUCCUUUAGAUAUUACAGCAAGUGGGCUGCGCUCUUCGGUGCCGUCAUCUCUGUCGUGAUCAUGUUUCUAUUGACCUGGUGGGCAGCCCUGAUAGCCAUUGGCAUCAUUGUCUUCUUACUGGGAUACGUGCUCUACAAAAAGCCUGAAGUGAACUGGGGCUCGUCUGUGCAGGCAGGUUCGUACAACUUGGCCCUGAACUAUUCCGUGGGACUCAACGAAAUCAGCGAGCACAUUAAGAACUACAGACCCCAGUGCCUGGUCUUAACAGGCCCUCCCAACUUCCGCCCAGCCCUGGUGGAUUUUGUGGGCACUUUCACCAAAAACCUCAGCUUGAUGAUUUGUGGGAAUGUGCUGAUAGGACCAUGCAAGCAGAAGAUGUCAGAAUGCAGGCUCACCUCCAACGGCCAUACAAAGUGGCUGACCAAGAGAAAGAUCAAAGCUUUCUAUACGGACGUGGUAGCUGAUGACUUGAGAAGUGGAGUCAAAACACUUAUGCAGGCAUCCGGUCUUGGGAAGAUGAAACCCAACAUCCUGGUGAUCGGGUACAAGAAGAACUGGCAGACAGCUCACCCUAGGACUGUGGAGGAGUACACUGGAAUCCUGCAUGAUGCGUUUGAUUUCAAGUAUGGAAUAUGCUUAAUGCGAAUGAAGGAAGGGCUGAAUGUUUCCAGAAUGAUGCAGGCUCACAUUAACCCGGUGUUUGACCCAGCAGAAGACCGUAAAGAGAAUGGAGUAAAUGGUGUGGUACCCACUGUGACAGGAACAUUGGAUCCGGAUGCCCUUACAGCGGAACAGCAAGCAAGCACCAUCUUCCAGACUGAACAGGGCAAGAAGACUAUCGACAUCUACUGGCUCUUUGAUGAUGGAGGUCUGACGCUCCUGAUUCCGUUCCUCCUCAGUCGCAAGAAGCGGUGGGGCAAGUGCAGAACCCGGGUGUUUGUUGGUGGGCAGAUCCACAGGAUGGAUGAAGAGAGGAAGGCGAUUGUCUCUCUAUUGAGCAAAUUCCGACUUGGGUUCCAUGAGGUGCAUGUCCUUCCAGACAUUAACCAGAAACCACGCCCUGAACACAUCAAGAGAUUUGAUGACCUGAUCGCCCCCUUCAGGCUGAACGAUGGGUUUAAGGAUGAGGCCGUGGUGAAUGAAAUGAGGUGUGACUGCCCCUGGAAGAUUUCUGAUGAGGAGGUUAAUAAAAACAAAGUAAAGUCGCUUCGACAAGUGAGACUGAAUGAGAUUUUGCUGGAUUACUCACGGGAUGCUGCCCUCAUAGUCAUAACCUUGCCAAUAGGCAGAAAGGGGAGAUGCCCCAGCUCCCUCUAUAUGGCCUGGCUAGAAACCCUCUCGCAAGACCUGAGACCCCCAGUUAUUCUGACCAGAGGAAACCAAGAAAAUGUUCUGACGUUUUACUGCCAGUAGAAUGUGGUUGACUACACGCCACGAUCCAGUUCACAUUAAUGGGAGUUUUACCAUUGAUGCCAAUAGAGGAAAGAGGAUUCAGAAGAAAACUACAACUGGGGACAAAGAAUGGGAAAGACUCUGCACUAAACAGCAUCAGAUCAGGGAAAUUCUCCUUGACUUUUAGGACUCAAUGACACUUUACCUUGAAAGUAAGAGAAGAGCCAAGUAAUUGUGCUUCGGGUAUCUGCAAACUAUGGAUAUAUCAGAAUCUGUCAGAGAGCCAGUGGGAACUGGACAUCCCUGUCUCCAGGGCAACUGAGUCAAGAUCCCCAGAGAUC
This is a messenger RNA of Malaclemys terrapin pileata, 3468 nucleotides long. RefSeq names its product solute carrier family 12 member 3 (gene SLC12A3). Gene Ontology annotation, cellular component: membrane. The record is from RefSeq and is a predicted model, not a curated record. Gene Ontology annotation, biological process: sodium ion homeostasis; cell volume homeostasis; sodium ion transmembrane transport. Lineage: Eukaryota; Metazoa; Chordata; Testudines; Emydidae. Gene Ontology annotation, molecular function: sodium:potassium:chloride symporter activity. Bases 38 to 3148 code for a protein of 1036 amino acids. The transcript has 27 exons.